Molecule: messenger RNA, 1542 nt
Organism: Diuraphis noxia (Russian wheat aphid)
Lineage: Eukaryota; Metazoa; Arthropoda; Insecta; Hemiptera; Aphididae
Biological process (GO): vesicle cytoskeletal trafficking
Cellular component (GO): trans-Golgi network
Molecular function (GO): small GTPase binding
Source: RefSeq, a predicted model, not a curated record
AUGGAAAUACCGGACAUUGCAAACGAUUAUUCGGCACCUCAGACGGUCAACCACAGUGAUCCCGUCGACAGCAACCAGUUGGUGGAUGAUGACGAAGAGGAGAAUGACAGUUGUUCGCCAACCAUAGACAAUCCGAACUUACUCGAAGAAUACCAACUGAAAACCACCAUUGAAGACCAACUGAAAAUAAUCAACAAAGACCAAAAGGAAAUACCCGUCGAAUACCAACUUAAAGAACUCAGUGAUGUCGUCCGACAGCAACAGGACGAGCUCGAUUACUAUCAGCGGCAGUUAGCCAUCAAUGAGCACAAGUACCUGACAGAUGUCAGUGAUUUGCAAUCGCAGUUACAGUCUUCAAAGAAAAUGUAUGACACAGCCAAGCACGAGAAAGAAGCAGCUUUCAUGCGCUAUGUGCUCAAAGAAAAAGAAAUUCUAGAUCUGACCAACGAAAAAAAAAAACUAAUGGACAGUCUGAAGGAUAGGGACAAGCAGAUUACACGGUUGAAAGCCAACUCCAAAGAUGUGGCAAGUUGUACUGGCGUCAUAGAAGCAAAAAACAGAGAGAUCAAGGAAUAUAAGACUAUAAUUGACUUGCUUAAAGAUGAGAAGUCAAAGAUUUCAAAAGACUUAGAAAUCUGGAAGACCAAGUAUGAACAUGAGUCAAAGUGUUCGCACGAAACAGAAAGUAAAUUAUUGCAUGAAAUUCAAGAAUUGCAGAAUAGAUUAGAAUCGUUGACCAAACAAAAUGAAUCUUUUAAUCAAGAAAGUAAUUUAGAAAAGAUUAUACUGAGCAGUAAAUUGUAUUUGGAUUUAAAAGAAUGUUCAGAGCAUCAACUUCAAGAGAUGAAUAAAUUAAAAAGUGUUAACGAAGAGUUGAACCUUAAGCUAACCAAAUGCACUUGUACUGUUAACUCUUUGGAAGAUGAAAAUAUCGACCUUAAAACUUAUAUGGAAAGUUGUGAAAUCAAAACUAAUGAAUUGCUUGUGUUUACUGAAAGUUUGAGUUCACGCAAUGCAUUACUGCAGUCGGAAUGCCUAAAUUUACAAACAGAUUUGGACAGAUUGAAAAGCAACUGUGAUAUAUUAAAACAAAAAAAUAAUGAUCUCAAGAUUGCUUUCAGAGCACAAGAGGAUAGCAUAGCAAAAGAAAAAGAGCUUUAUGACCGCGACAAAAAAGAACUAGCCAGUCAUUUGGCGCAUAAAAUGCAAAUGAUUGCAGACCUAAAGACCACAUUGGAGCGCACUCAAGAUGAUUUGCACGUUUCUAAAAGGAAGUUCAAAACUACCGUGGCCGAGUUGACCAAAGAGUUACAGAAAAAAAAUAUUGUUGAUACUUCUGUAGAAAUGAAGAUGGUCUUAGACAAGAUGGUCAAACUGCAGCAAGAAAAUGCCAGAAUAUGCGAAAAGCUAGAUUUCGUUGAAGAUCAUAAUAAGCAUUUACUGUGCGAACUAAAGAAAAACAGUAGUAUUAUGCAAAAACAUAAAAUACCUGGCAUUAAAAAUGUCUCUAGUUUGAGUGAACAGAAACCAGAACGUUACUGA